UUCACAUGUCCGUGAAUUCUGCGUUCGCUCUGUCGUGCGCUCACUUUGUGCUCCGCAAGAAAUGCCGGCUUCGUAAAUAAGAAUACGUUACUUGUUUUUUGGACUGUGCAUGGGUGUAUUUAUUGUUCGUGUCGUUCAGUAAAAUUAUUAAAUUCAGCUGUUGGAAGUUGAAUCAAAGGUGUCCCUUUGUGUCGAUGUAACCAAUGUGAAGCAUUAAACAAUGCGCAGCGACAUGGCGUACCGUGGACUUUCCCAGCACGUGGAGCUGGAUCGUGCUGCGGAUCCACAGGAUCGGUUUACGCUACAGGAGCUGAUUGGUGAAGGCACAUACGGUGAAGUGUACUGUGCUAAAGACAAGAAGACUGGGCGACGAGUUGCUGUUAAGAUUUUAGAAAACAUUGCUGAGAAUAUAGAAGAAAUAGAAGAAGAGUUUCUCGUAUUCAGGGAUUUAUCCAGCCAUACAAAUAUCCCCGAAUUCUUUGGAUUAUUCUUGAAGCGAGGAUUAUCAUCUGAAGAUGAUCAAAUAUGGUUUGUUAUGGAGCUUUGCACAGGUGGUUCAGUGACUGAUUUGAGUGCAGGAAUGCGAGCUCGCGGAAGCAGUUUAACAGAGCCACAGCUUGCUUAUGUCCUUCGUGGUACAGUGCGUGCCUUGACAUAUCUUCACGCUCAUCGAUGUAUGCAUCGAGAUGUUAAAGGACAUAAUAUAUUAUUGACUGAACAAGCUGAAGUAAAACUUGUGGAUUUUGGCGUGUCAUCCCACUUAGCUGCAACAGUUGCAAGAAGAAAUACGUCUGUGGGUACUCCGUACUGGAUGGCACCUGAGGUGAUAGCAUGUGAGCAACAAUUAGAUCAAUCCUAUGAUUGCAGAUGUGAUGUUUGGUCUGUCGGUAUCACAGCCAUAGAAUUAGCAGAAGGAGAACCACCACUAUCUGGUUUACAUCCAAUGCGAGCCUUGUUUCAAAUUCCUCGCAAUCCACCACCAACUUUAUCACAUCCUGAAGUUUUUUCUUCACAAUUAUCGGAUUUUAUUUCGGAAUGUUUGGUGAAAGAUAUGAACCAACGACCAUUCGCCCGAGAACUAUUAGAGCAUCCUUUACUCCUAGCUGUAAAUAAUUUUGAGGAUAAGAUUCGUAAAGAGCUUCACGCAGAAAUAAAGAGACAAAGAGCAGAUGGUCGAACUUCCCGUGCACCAGAAGCUACUACAAAAAGAGGGAAACUGAAAUCUCAUCGAAAAGCAAAGCCAGAAAAAAUGUAUACUGAUGAUUUAGCUACUCUUGAAACUUUAACAGAAGAAGCUAUUGUCGACCAAUUACAGAAAAGAUACACUAAAAAUCAAAUAUACACCUAUAUUGGAGAUAUACUUGUUGCAGUCAAUCCUUUUACGGACAUAGGAAUAUACACUACUAAAACUCAACAACUAUACCAAGGUCGCUGUCGCUCAGACAAUCCUCCACAUAUUUAUGCAGUAGCAGACGCAGCGCAUCAAGCAUUGUUGCACCAAAAACAAAAUCAAGCUAUUGUUAUAUCGGGUGAAAGUGGAGCCGGGAAAACUGAAUCUGCUAACCUCCUUUUGAAGCAACUAGCAUUUUUAUCGAAAACACAGUAUGGAAAUUUAGAAGAUAAAAUACUACAAGUAAAUCCAAUAAUGGAAUCAUUCGGAAAUGCACGUACAGGAAUAAAUGCAAAUAGUUCUCGUUUCGGAAAAUAUUUGGAUUUAUCGAUAAUGAGAGUGGGAAAAAUUUCAGGCGCGCGAAUAUCGGUUUAUCUUUUAGAACAGUCAAGAGUAGUCCAUCAGGCAUUAGGUGAGAGUAAUUUUCAUGUCUUCUAUUAUCUUUAUGAUGGGCUAGAAAGCGAAGGUCGUUGGAGGAAAUUUUAUCUUGAUGAACAGUUGAAAUCUAGACAUCGUUAUCUACAACCCCUUUCAGUAACUCAUCGUGAACACAAUGUUCAUCGAUGGCGUCAACUUAAUCAAGCUUUUAAGGUUGUGGGAUUUAAUGACGAUGAGGUUCAAAUUAUAUACAGAAUGCUAGCUGCUAUCUUGCAUCUUGGAGACAUCGAAUUUGCCGAAACUGCCGGUGAAUAUAAUGCUGAUAACAGAGCUACUAUAAUUGACACAGCACCAUUACAUCGAGCCUCUUGUUUAUUGGGUGUGGAGACUAAUGAUCUUCGCGAAUGUCUUACAAGCAGCAGUGUCGUUACAAAAGGUGAAACUAUAGCACGUUAUAGCUCACCCACAGAAGCUGCUGUAGCGAGAGACGCUACUGCCAGAGGGAUAUACGCAAGAUCGUUUGAUAGAAUUGUUGAGAGAAUAAAUGCACUUUUAAGUCAGAAUAGACCCCAUAGCGACCAGCUAUCGAUUGGAAUUCUUGAUAUCUUCGGAUUCGAAAACUUCACUAGAAAUUCAUUUGAACAACUUUGCAUAAACAUCGCAAAUGAGCAGAUUCAAUACUACUUUAAUCAACAUAUUUUCACAUGGGAACAACAAGAGUAUAUGGCUGAAGGUGUGCCAGUUGAUCUUGUAGAAUUUUCAGACAACAGACCGGUUUUGGAUAUGCUUCUAUCUAGACCCAUGGGCUUAUUAGCCCUACUUGAUGAGGAAAGCCGAUUCCCACGUUCUUCGGAUAGAAGUCUCAUUGAAAAGUUCCACAGAAAUAUCAAAAGCAAAUAUUAUGUACGUCCGAAAUCGGAUGCAGUUUGUUUUGCUAUUCAUCAUUUUGCUGGUCGAGUUGUUUAUCAAGCUGAAGGCUUCUUGGAAAAAAAUCGCAAUUUCUUACCUCCGGAAGUAAUCCAACUUAUGAGACAGAGUCAAUACGAUACGAUCAGAUUUUUAUUCCAAUGUCCUAUGACGAAGACUGGCAAUUUAUUCUCAGCUUUACAAGGAGAUAUAGAUUCGAGGACAUUGGAAAGUCCAGUUUCUAACGACAUUCGGGAUCGAUUUAAUAGCCGAGGUCUUGCGUCUCAAUCACGAGCACAACAAACUGUUUCGACAUAUUUUCGUUACUCUUUAAUGGAAUUGCUUCAAAAGAUGGUUAGUGGUACGCCACAAUUUGUAAGAUGUCUGAAACCAAACGACUCUCGAUCACCAAAACAUUUUGAUUCAACGAAAAUACUGAAACAGCUAAGAUAUACGGGAGUAUUGGAAACAAUACGAAUAAGGCAGAAUGGAUUUUCUCAUCGACUUGCUUAUGAUGAGUUUAUAAAAAGAUAUGGAUUCUUAGCGUUUGGUUACGAGGAAGAAGUAAAGCCUAAUCGUGACUCCUGUCGACUUCUAUUACUCCGGUUGAAAAUGGACGGAUGGGCACUUGGCAAAUCUAAAGUAUUCUUGAAAUAUUACCAUGUUGAAGUACUUGCAAGAAUUUACGAAGAACAGAUAAGAAAAGUUAUAUUAAUGCAAGCUUGUGUACGAGCUUGGCUAGCUCGGCGAAAUUUCCUGAGAUUGAAGGCACAGAUGGCAAUAUCGGUUCUUACGUUACAACGACAUGUGCGAGGCUGGCUAACGAGAAAAAAACUUCAGGAAAGACAAAAGCAGUUGGCACGGGAAUUUCAAAAAGGUCAAAUUGAACAAGAAAACCAAAGGAAGCAACAAAGAGCAGGUGUUCCAAUUAAAAAUAAUGUUAUGAUGGCUAAAGUAUUAAGACGAAUGAAUACGGAUGAUAGUGAUAGUAUAUGUACAAAUUCGAGCAAUAAAGAAAAUGAAAGUUCUGAAAAAGCAGCUCCAGUAAGUCAAAGCCCACGGCGUAAACUCAAGAAUCGCGUUGCACCCCCACCGCCACAGCACUCCGCGCCAGCGCCUCCAUCUCAACAGCAACUGAUGCAGCAGCAUUCCGUGCAGGAACGAGCGGCACAGCUGCAGACGUUUGCUGACCAGCUUCACAUGAAAAAUCAAGAAGUGCACAAGAAUUUGAGGCGCAAUAAACCAGGAGUUCGGGUUAAAGAUAUCAAGAAACCACCAGAGGAAUACCAACCUCCACCAGGGUUUAGCAUUGUUCCUGCCAUUAUAAGAGGCCAACCAUCGAAAGUUGAAGAAGAUGCCAGCAGACUUUCAAGACAUCAACAAAACCCUCACGAUAAGGGUUACAGUGACGAGAAGCCUCUUCAAUCAAACAAAAAUUGGCAAAACCUACCUUGCAGUAGGCAAUGUAGUGGCCUAGUCAGUAACAAAAUAAUACAACUAGUGAAGCAAACACAAAAAAAUGAAACUCCACUGCGACCUGUCUACAAUCCAGCGUACGACCCCGAAUCGGAUCUUCGCAAGAUUCUACGGAAUUCACCAGAAAUUCUUGCCACACCCGUCUUCAGCUCCGAUGAUGACUACACCGACGGGCCUUUCCGAUUCAAGCAGUUACUGCGUCCAACCUUAGGGCCCACAGAAAGUCUUCGCAAGAGAAAAGUACGCAAUUCCUCAAACCAAAGUCCGUGGACGUCUGACAGCUCGCAAGACAGCAAUAGUUCUAAAGCUCUUUAUAAUAAACGUCGUCCACAAAUUAGUAUGGGUGUUUACUAUAAUUAAGGAAGCAAUUCGUUGAUUAUAGCAAUGAAGAUAAGAUUGAUGAAGAUUCUUGUCUAUCUGAAGGCCAAAGUGUUUUCUACAGCGACCUACUUGAAAUUAUUGAAAUCUGGAAAACGAUAGCAGUUCUUGAACUUUGCAUCUCUUUUUGUACUCUGUUAAAUUCAUGAAUUUUAUACAAAAUAAGUCGCUAAACUAGACCAAUUCUAUUCGAGCACCACUCAAUUUCAAUCAGUUGUGUUAUAAAAUUUAUUUCAAUAUAACCUUAAGUUACUGAAUUGUUUACCAAUUCAUUAUGUUUAUAUGUUAUAGAUUUCAAGCAUUAAUCUACUUGUUGUGUAUAUAAGCGAUAACCAAAGUCCUAUGAUAAUUUAUAAUCAAUAUAAUAAAUAAUAUUAACAACUUUAAUAAGUUCUAACGCGUGGUAAAAAUAAUAAAAUUAUACUAAGGACAUGAGUCAUUUUGUAUUUUAGGAAUCACAAAAAAAUUAUAACCCUACUAGCUCGAAGGGGUGGCUGAAAGAGUAAACACUCUAUCAAAGCUGUAUAGCACAUUUACUGUACAGCAUUGCCUGUGCGCGCUGUAGUCACUAAGCAACUCUUAAUGUAUAAAUUACUCUUCUUCAACUCUUCGGGCUAGUUGGGAACUUUAUUUAUUUAGUCUGAUAUAAAUGACUAUUUUCGAUUAUCAAUUACCAAUUGCUUAUGCAAUCGAUUUAAUAUUAUUGUAAUUCGAAUAAUAAAAUUUAAAAGUAUUUAACGAUUUUAAUCAUUUUUAUUAACUUUCAUUCAAAAAAAAAGAAACAUAAAUCAUUGACAAUUUGUGUGAUAAUGUG
Pararge aegeria (speckled wood butterfly) is the source of this 5342-nucleotide messenger RNA. Its product is annotated as myosin-IIIb-like. Gene Ontology annotation, molecular function: ATP binding; cytoskeletal motor activity; protein kinase activity. The coding region runs from base 221 to 4510 and encodes 1429 amino acids. Gene Ontology annotation, biological process: protein phosphorylation. Lineage: Eukaryota; Metazoa; Arthropoda; Insecta; Lepidoptera; Nymphalidae. Gene Ontology annotation, cellular component: myosin complex. The record is from RefSeq and is a predicted model, not a curated record. The transcript is spliced from 21 exons.